Messenger RNA from Topomyia yanbarensis, 1502 nucleotides. RefSeq names its product pyridoxal kinase. NCBI's taxonomy places the organism in Eukaryota, Metazoa, Arthropoda, Insecta, Diptera, Culicidae. Gene Ontology annotation, molecular function: pyridoxal kinase activity. Gene Ontology annotation, cellular component: cytosol. The transcript is spliced from 4 exons. Gene Ontology annotation, biological process: pyridoxal 5'-phosphate salvage. The record is from RefSeq and is a predicted model, not a curated record. Bases 439 to 1362 code for a protein of 307 amino acids.
UACGAGUAGAAGUGUUUUUAUUAUGAUUCAUUGGCCAGAAUGCAGCUUCAAGAUUGACCAAGUAAUCUAAACGUACUUGAUGUGCUAUAUUGUUUCGAGAUUUUAAGUUAUUCUCACAUACUAUGAGAUAAAAUGUUAUUUUCCAUCGAGUGGUGGCGUUUCUACUGCGAAGCGCAGCAAAGGCAGAAAUUGUAGCAUGAAUCUAAGGAGUUUUGCAUGUGCUCAAGCUGAUUGCAAGUCAUCACAUCAGUUGUUUUGUUAUCAAUAUUUGCGGCAGUGUUUCUUAUCUUAUCGUGUCCAGAGAUUUGCUAUGGUGCUAGUGUCACAAAUCGUCUAUAUGCACCUAACUUUCCACAAAGUAGUUUCAUAGUUCAAUAAUAGAAGAGGCUUUGCUGGGAGCAGUUUGUUUUCAUUUGUAGUUCGAUAUAGGCGUUCAGGAUGUCAGCUGUUAUAAAUCGUGUGCUUUCCAUUCAGAGCCAUGUGGUACACGGUUACGUGGGAAAUAAAAGUGCUGUUUUUCCACUGCAGGUCCUCGGCUUCGAAGUUGAUAACAUCAAUUCUGUACAGUUCUCUAACCACACCGGGUACAAAGAGGGUUUCAAGGGUCAAAUCCUAAAUGAAAAUGAGCUUGCUGAUGUAUUUUCCGGACUAAUUGCCAAUAAUCUGCAUCCCCUUUACACCCACCUGCUCACUGGCUAUGUAGGGAAUCCAGCAUUUUUGCGUGAAAUUGCAAACAUCGUUAGAAAAUUACGUUCUACAAACUCGUCAUUAAUAUAUGUUUGCGAUCCAGUAAUGGGAGACGAUGGUGUCAUGUACGUUCCCAAAGAACUACUUCCAAUCUACAGAGAUGAAAUUGUACCGUUGGCCGACAUCGUGACUCCAAACCAGUUCGAAGUGGAAUUGUUAACGGAAAAUUCCAUAAAAUCUGAGCAAGACGCCUGGAGUGCUGUGGAAUGGUUUCAUGAAAAGGGCGUUAGAACCGUGGCCAUUUCUUCAUCGGAAUUGGGUGGAUCCGAUUCUUUAUUGGCAUUCGUUAGUCAUAAAAAUGCAACAUGCAAUACCCAACGGUAUCGAAUGGUCAUUCCAAAACAAGGCAACGGAAUUCGUUUCACCGGAACAGGUGAUUUGUUCGCGUCACUUUUCCUGGCACAUUCAACCCUAACGAAUUUCGACAUGUGUGCGACGCUAGAGCGAACUAUUGCUAGUCUACAAGCGGUCAUCAGCAAAACACUUUCCUUCCUACCAGAAGACGUGAAGACCGGUAAAGUAACCGUCACUUCAGCACAACGUGAGCUGAAGCUCAUUCAAAGCAAAAAAGAGAUUGAACAACCUAACGUUGUAUUACGUUGCUCGGAAGUUUGAAAAUAAUUGUGCAAUGAAAUUGUGAAGACAAUAAUAUAAUGUGUAGGCCAAUUGAUUAUUAUUUAGUCUUAUUGAAGUCACAAUAUAUCUCAAUAGUGAAAUACUGACGUCAAUAAAACGUUCAUAAACUAAAAUCCUAA